Dimorphilus gyrociliatus is the source of this 2218-nucleotide messenger RNA. NCBI's taxonomy places the organism in Eukaryota, Metazoa, Annelida, Polychaeta, Dinophilidae. The record is from the annotation of a GenBank genome assembly.
AUAGGAGGUCAAGGAUUAUUUUAGACAGCUUACAUUCUUUACCUUCAGAACUUUUAAUCAGAUGAUAUAACGAUUGACAAGGACAUAAAGUUUAGCGUAAUCGAAGAUGUCGGACAAUCAAUCAAGAAAUGUUUGGAUAAAAAUAGAUAAUCCCCUUGGUCCAAAUACUCUAGCAAAGUAUAAAGAUAUAUAUGAAGAUGUUUUAGACGAUAGAAGACUUUCCAGUGAUUUAAAAUUUUGUUUAAGAAAUCAGGAAAAUGUUCCAAAAUUCAAGUACAAUACUGAAAGAAGUUCAUCAGAUAUAAAGGAACAAGUAUUGAAAAGUGAUAGAGUUAGAUAUGUAAUCGAACAUCUGAUUUCUGAUAAAAAAAGCGAUAAAGCAUCAGUUGAGAAAGAAGCUGAAGAAAUUCUUGCCGAAAUGGCUCACAAUUUCAACAUGGGUUCUAUUAGAUUUUUUGCCUUUUUCAUGGUAAAAGUCUUUAAAGCACUCUUUCGAAGAGUUUACGUUAAUGCAGACGGAAUUCAAAUGUUAAGGGAACUAAUAAAAGAAUACCCUGUACUAUUUAUACCAACACAUAGAAGUUACUUUGAUUUUCUUCUAAUCUCAUAUAUUUGCUACGAGUACGAAAUUCCAUUACCAGCUAUAGCAGCCGCAAUGGAUUUUAGUAACAUGAAAUUUUUUGGUUGGUUGUUGAGGCAGUGUGGAGCUUUUUACAUACGUCGCUCUUUCGGUACGGAUAAAUUAUAUUGGGCCAUUUUUACGGAAUAUGUACAAAGUCAUAUACGUAAUGGUGAUAGGCCUGUGGAGUUUUUUAUCGAAGGAACUAGAAGUCGAACAGCUAAAUCUUACGUUCCUAAAGUUGGAAUGCUAUCAGCAACUUUGGAAUCUUACUUUAAAGCUGAGGUUUCCGACAUUAUGCUCGUGCCUAUAUCUAUAUCUUACGAAAAAAUAUUAGAAGAAUCCCUAUAUGCAUUCGAAUUGUUGGGUAUUCCGAAGCCGAAAGAAUCCACUUCCGGGUUAUUUAAGGCUAGAAACGUUUUAAAUACCGAUCAUGGUACGGUACACUUUCAUAUAGGCACCCCUAUUUCACUCAGGCAAUGGAGUGUUGAUGGAAACUUAGACCGUAUUGUUCACUCACUAGAACCGCGCUAUAUUAAUAGCUUGACAGAUGAUGAGAAUGAAUUAAGUAAAAAGCUUGCGUAUCAUCUAGUAUUAGAGCAGCAAAAGAUGCUCGUUCUCUCUCCAUGGACGCUAAUAGCAACAGUUUUAAUUCAGGCCAAAGGAGGUAUGGUUCAUAUUAAGGAAUUAAGCAAAGAAGUUGAUUGGUUAAAGAGGCAACUUUUUAAUUUGGGUGCAUACGUUGAUUGGCCUGCUAAUGUUCAAGUAGAGAAUGUUAUUGAACAUUAUGCAAAUCUGCAUUCAAAUAUUGUCAGAGUGCGAGAAGAUGGAAUAUUCGAAAUCUUGUCACAGAAUUCAGUUAAACGUGGAAAAAAACUACUUCAAGAUGAAGUUUUUCUUAAUGGAGCUACUAACGUCAUGCUUUCAUCAUACCGGAAUCAAUUAAUGCAUGUAAUAGUUAGAGUUUGCCUUGUCUCUGUAGUAGUUAAUUCUUGCCAGUCAACCUCUCUGAAAAUAGUCGAUAUGCUGGAACAGUAUGCGUUUUUAGAGCGUCUCCUAUCUAGGGAGUUUAUAUUUAUUAGUGGAAAGACCAAGGAAGAUUUUAACAACGCAGUUAUAUGGCUCCAGCAUGUUGGUGCUUUGCAUAUAGAGGACGAAGAGGGUAAUAUCAAAUUCUCUUUGAAUAAGCACAUUGCCUUCUUUAGUGCUGUUCUUGAGCCAUUCCUUAUAUCCUAUUGGGUUUUGUGUCAGCAUUUGUUAUCGUUACCGGUUGAUGUCCAUGGAAGAGCACUAGCCAAAAAACAUAAAGAAAUAGCCAUCGACGCACAGCAAUUGGGUCUAAAAUUAUUACAAGACUCUGUAAUUAAAAAUCAUGAGAUAUUAAAUCUUGAUAUGCUGUCGAACGGCCUUCAUUCGUUAAUUGAUAUGGGUACUAUGUAUAAAGAUAAGAGAGUUGAAGAAAACUAUGUUUCACCGAAUCAUCGACUCGUUUCCGGUAUAGCAAAAAAAUUAGCGACUUUGGUUGAAACUCCAUCAUGGACGCAGAUUGGAAAUUAUACGAAUAAGCCAAUCACCCAAUCGCUUUCAUCAAAAUUAUAA